Molecule: messenger RNA, 2122 nt
Organism: Volvox carteri f. nagariensis
Lineage: Eukaryota; Viridiplantae; Chlorophyta; Chlorophyceae; Chlamydomonadales; Volvocaceae
Exons: 9
Coding region: 1-1203 (400 amino acids)
Biological process (GO): translational termination
Molecular function (GO): translation release factor activity
Source: RefSeq, a predicted model, not a curated record
AUGCUGGCAGGUUCGGCGGGUGACGUGGGUGCCGAGGGCGGCGGCGGCAGUGGUGGCGGUGGCGUUACAGCUCGGCGCGAUGUCGGUCGGGAGUACUCCUUGCUGAAGCCCCUAGCAACAGCUUACGAACGCCUUUUGCGUGUACGGCGAGAGUUGGAGGACCUCGCAGCGCUUCUGAAAGAUCCGGACUCCCGGGUACGAGCGAUGGCGGAGGAGGAGGGCCGGGAGCUGCAGCAGCAGGCUGCCGGGUUGACUCGGCGGUUGCUGCUGGCUCUGGUGCCUCGUGACCCACGGGACGGUCGAGCUGCACUGCUGGAAAUGCGCGCGGGCGCGGGUGGCCAGGAGGCGGCGCUGUUUUGCGGAGAGCUGCUGGAAAUGUACCGCAAGUUCGCAAUGUCCCGCGGGUGGUCCUGGCAGGUGGUGGAGCUGACGGCGAGUGAGGUACCUGGGGGAGUGAAGCACGUGGUGGCAGCAGUGGCGGACGGUAGAGGAGCAGGGAGGAGAGCAGGGGAAAUUGGCGACGGAGGGGAAGGGUACGACGGCGGCGAGGGCAACGGCGACCAAGAUGGAGACGCCAUCGGCGUGUACGGCACCCUGCUGCCGGAGAGCGGGGUGCACCGGGUGCAGCGUGUGCCGGUGACGGAGGCGCAGGGCCGUGUGCACACCAGCACAGUAGCCGUUGUGGUUCUCCCGCAAGCUGACGAGGUGGAUGUCAAGCUGCGCGAUGAGGACCUCCGAAUAGAGACCAUGCGGGCCAGUGGGGCGGGAGGACAGCACGUCAACGUCACCGACAGCGCUGUACGCAUCACCCACGUGCCGACUGGUCUGGUGGUCAGCUGCCAGAACGAGCGCUCGCAGCAUUUGAACAGGGCGGCGGCGCUCAAGAUACUGCGUGCGCGGCUAUACGACCUGGAGAUGCAGAAGCGCGCGAAAGAGAUGGACGAGCAGCGGUCGGCACUAGUGGCGUCCGCUGAUCGCAGCGAGCGCAUCCGAACGUACAAUUUCCCGCAGGGCCGCGUCACGGACCACCGCACCCAUCUGACCCUCCAUGACCUGGAUUCGGUGCUAGUGGGCGGGGAAGGGUUGCAGAGGUUGAUGGGGGUACUGAGGGCUGCGAGGGAGGAGGAGGCGCUGAGGCGGCUGGGGGAGCAGGAGGAGGCAGCAGCAGCCGGGGCCGCAGCGGAGGGCAGGAAGAGGCGGUAGAAGAUUAGGGGAGUGUUAAGUCGUUAUCAUGCACGACAUUGUUCACCUCACCAGAGCCGGGCAGGAGGAAGAGGGGGGUGAGCAGGAGGAAUAUUCUCCUGGCUUAGCUCGACGCCACCUUCCUGAGCUUCACAGGACUGCCCUCUGGGGCGUCCCGGCUCCUCCCUCAACGGAGCCGCGAUGUUCGGAACGUGAAGGCGAAGAACUCCUUGCCGUCUGGAAGCUCUCCCAGUGUCCAAUCCUUUUGAUCGCGAAUGAGCUCGUUGAUCUCGGUGUGGUCGACAUAAAAUUGCGUGUCGAUCUUGCAGUCAUCAACGGUGCAGCCUUGUACAUACGGAAUGCAGCUGGCCGUGAUGAGUCCUGCCGCGUGCUCCUUCACACCAUCCAUGUCACAGAACCGACCAGUUGCGCGCUCAAGGGCGCGCACCGCGUGUGGAUGUGAAGUGACAAGCCCGCAGGCAAAGUCCUCCUUACUAGUCGCCCACGCCAUUCGGCAUAGCCGGCCAGCGAUCCCGUGGCUUCGGUGUUUCAAGCUCACCACCAGCUGCGUAAUCCAGCUCACGGUCCCAUAAUCACCGUAUUUGAACGUCGUUACGAAGGCGUGGCCAACCAGCUCAUCCCCAAUUUGUGCUAUAACCAAGCUGCAUGUUUCUGGGUUAAACAAGCACUGCUCUCGCAACUUCUUUGACGAUAAGCGGACCCGGGAACCGGGCUGCGGGCCGCCAAUUCCCCAAACACCAUAGUGCUCGGAGAACAGCUUCGCGCAGGCUACAAGUUGCUGCUCUGUUACUCUCUCGCCAGAAAAAACUGCGUAAUCUGGCUUCCUGGGAGGUUCUAUUGCUCGUUUGUCCAUCUGGCUUCUGUUCAUGUGUAAAUUGACUAUGGAGGUAGUGAUGCGGAUAUGCUUGUGCAGUUUAGU